AUGGGGAAGAGAAUUCGUGAGAAAGAGUGCGCGUUGCCGAGUAGAAAUUGCAGUAGUAGCCAUCAUACUCAUCCAGGACGAGUUUGGGGAAUUCUUCAUGUUAUGAAGUACCAUCAUUGGCGACAGGUCAAGAGAAGGAUUACAAACAGAAGGCAUGGUGGUGGAAGACCUGAUGAAAGAGUUGAAAGGCCAGGAACUUCUUAUGAUUCUGGACUUAACUCUAAGCCAGAUAAUUGUACACCAUGUGCAGAGUUUUCUAAUUCCCCUUCUCCAUCCAAAAGUUCUUCUAUCAAAUCCCGAUUUAGGUCACUUCUCAAUGAAGAUAUAUACAAAAGGAAAGGUCGACACAAGAGAAGCUCAACUUGCCCUGCAAAGACAUCACUGCAAAUACCUCAUGCUGAUUCUGUUCACAACUUGGAGGUUGACCCACUUAGUGAAUUGUUACUAACUGUUGAGAGCCCUGAACCAGUUCUAAGAACCUUUCAGAACCAUCUUGCAGAAGGCACACUGGAUGUGUUAUCACCAGUUUUCUCUGAUAAACCAAUUGCCAAGAAUGACAAAUGCGUAGCUUGUGGUACAUUGUUUUCUAGUGACACUUUGGAGCAAAGCAAGAUUCAUAAACACUUGAGCUCUCCUAUUCAAGAUGGCCCGGAAGAGAAGUUGUUUAAUGCCAAGAUACUCACAACUGAUGCUUCACCCCACCACUUCAGGGACUUUCUUGAUGCAUUGGAUGUGAUAAACGCAAACAAGAACUUUCUAUUGGAAUAUAUACAGGAUCCAGGUUCUCCUUUGCCAUUUCACACUAAUCGCCAACAAUCUUCGAAAGCUAAUAUUAGACGAACCAGAUCUCUUUCAUUUCCUGUAUCUACCUCAUCAUCUGGAAAGUAAGAUUCUGAUCCAGGUCAACUCAUACACCAAAUGAUAGAUGAUCUGUUAAUUGCAGAAAAAAAGAACAUACAAACUCAAAGUAACAUGCCAAAGCCAAAUGAAUCCGUACAUUACUGUUUACCGUGUAGUUCUUCGCAUAAUUUCGAUCGAGUAGGUGAAAGAGAUCCUAAUUCGUCACCAGUUUCACCCCAGGUUCCCAACAAUGUGAGAACUAGUCACUUCAAGGAUCUUAGAAAUAAGAUGAGGCGCUUAAUUGAAGAGGGAAGAAAUGAAAGGCGUCGCAUUACCAUGGAUGCCAUACUUGACAAAAUUCCUCGGGGAAAGAGACUUACAAAAAAUAUGAAGAAGUUGAUUCAUGACAUGUCCAAAGAUCCCACAGUCAAUGGGGAAGGUGAAGAAAGUUCAACAAGUGGUUUUCAGAGCCGUCUCUCUUCUAUGUCAUUCAACAAGCAUCAACGAUCACCCAUGAGGAAUUCUUCUCUCAAAGAAUCAAUUGGAAGAUAUUCGCAGUUGUACGAUACUUGUUUUAAUAGUGAAGCCAAGUAUCCUAGGGUUGAAAACUCAAGAAUCAAAGAACAAAAGGCAAAUUCUACAUUAAAGACCCCAAAAUCCUUCAAAAGGUUUCUAUCAAUGCCUAAUUUGAAAUCUUACUUUCACCACAAUGAGGAGCCUUCUUUCCUUUUAUCCUCCCAAAACUCAAUGAAGAGGCAUGGAAAUAGAAACAUCAGCGCAAAUGACAUUGAUCAUGACAAUAGGAGGUUUAACCGUAGCGAUGACUCAAAAAGUCAAAUUUUUCCACCUACACUGGUCAAUAACACAAAUCAAGAAAUCAGCUUGAAGUCUGACCAAAAACAAAUGCUUGUCAGGAAUGCUUCAAAAUCAGGAAUAAAUUUUAGUGCUGAGGAAAAGGAAGAUAACGUGGGAAUUGAAGGUUUAGAAAACUUGAGAGACCGUGGACAAGACAUUGGAGCUGAAAUAGAUUACCCAGCGGAAGCAAACUCUGUCUUCUCUUCCGAUACCAGCUUUCUUGACGUUUCAUUUGAUCUAGAAGGUAUAUUUGAUCGUUUUAUACUUGAAUAUUUCAUUUUGUCCCUAACUUUUAACUUACCAUGUUCUUAUUUUCUUCAUGCAUUUUGUGUGUGAGCACAACUUGUCUAAUUGUAAGAAAUUAGCAUAGACAAAUGGAUAAGAUUCCCAUCUUAUGUUUUCAAUAUUA
Molecule: messenger RNA, 2104 nt
Organism: Vigna umbellata (rice bean)
Lineage: Eukaryota; Viridiplantae; Streptophyta; Magnoliopsida; Fabales; Fabaceae
Source: RefSeq, a predicted model, not a curated record